CUUUGACCACCACAAUCGGUUCACUUUCCGCAUCCGACAAUGAAAGGUGCCAUGGCGGCGGCUACACCGACCCCCCACACGGCGUCUGUGACGAUGUGCAGUCAAGAGAUCAUGACGCAGACCCACUUGAUCUUGUUGAAUCAGCCGAUAUACGCUAGCUGCUAUGUCACUACCGUCGUGGACACCAACAUCAACUCGACGCGGCUCAAAGGCGACUGCACGAUUCCCGAUUGCUUUAGCCUGCUCAAUCAAAACCAAGUGGCGGCCGCGGCUUCUCCGAGUUUGAACUGCUAUAUGUACGACGUAGUGACCAAGUCCGCUUUUCCCAACGGCGACCUUGUCAAUUUGUGCUUUACGAAAACGACCACCCCCACAUCUCCUCUGAUCGUGAAGUCCACGGUGGUUGGUUCUAGCUCAGCCGUGGUCGGAGGUGCCGUCGGUGGGGCUGUAGCCCUCUUCCUUCUCAUAGCCCUUGGAUGCUGGUGCCGCCGCCGUCGCCGCAACCAACACGAGAAUGAUCGGGGAGCUGCUGCUGCCUUCGACGCCGUGAGCUCUCCAAUGGAAACUCGCCCCGUAGCCAAGCUAUCCUCCAACACUGCCAGUUUGCCCAAACACAAUAGCAGCAGUCAGAAUGCAACUACUCAUGCCUCGUCAGGGAGCUAUCCCAUGAAUGCCCUGAACAGCAGAAAAGACCUCGACGUGACCCAGACGAUGCUGGCCGACUUGCAGCUGCUGGAACUGCAUCGCAUUCCCGUCUCCAGUGUCCAUCUAGUUCACGUCGUGGCGGAAGGCGCGUUCGGCCAGGUGUGGCUCGGCAACUUUAUGGGCGACCGAGUGGCCGUCAAGAAAUUGCUGCCUCGAAAAGCCACCACGAGCAUCGCGGUAGCGCAAUUCGUCGCGGAAAUCAAACUCGUCGCCAAAAUCCAGUGCAGAUAUGUGGUGGCGUUCGUAGGUGCAGCGUGGGUCAAGCCAGUGGAUAUGCUGCUCGUGACCGAGUUCAUGGACCGGGGCGACCUCCGCAGCGUAUUGCAGGCCAACCACGCUGCCACGUCAUCUCCACUGUUUGCAUGGGAGGACAAGGUCGAGUGUGCUUUGAGCAUCGCCGAAGGACUGGUGUACCUGCACUCGAUGGACCCCAUCGUGAUCCACCGCGAUCUCAAGUCCCGCAAUGUGCUGCUGGAUUCUGUCCGUGGGUCCAAGAUCACCGAUUUUGGCAUUGCUCGGGAAACAUAUGAUCAAACUCUGACCCUCAACGCCGGCACGUACCGGUGGAUGGCGCCCGAGGUGGUUCUCGAUGGCCACUACACGGAGAAAGCCGACCUCUUCAGCUUUGGCGUGAUCUUGAGCGAACUGAGCACGGAGCUGCUGCCGUACGCCAACGUCCGCAACGACCGCGGCCACCCGCUCACGGACCUCGGACUCAUGGACGGCGUCGCCAAAGGUCGCAUCCUUCCGACGUUUUCUGCCACUUGCCCGGCGUGGUUUCGACAGCUGGGACUGGACUGCCUCGCGCUGGACCCCCACCGACGGCCGUCAGCUACGAACGUGUCGUUCAUGCUUCGAUCGCAUCUUCACACUUGUUCAUCCACAUACCCAGACGACGAGGACAGACUGAGUACCGGGUACCUCGUCUAGUUGGUCGUCGCUUGUACGUUCACUGUACCUAGUUUUAAUAAUGAUUACAUAAUUCUAUUGGGUUUGAGUCAAGGG
Molecule: messenger RNA, 1710 nt
Organism: Aphanomyces astaci
Lineage: Eukaryota; Oomycota; Saprolegniomycetes; Saprolegniales; Verrucalvaceae
Product: TKL/DRK protein kinase
Exons: 2
Coding region: 40-1635 (531 amino acids)
Biological process (GO): protein phosphorylation
Molecular function (GO): protein kinase activity; ATP binding
Source: RefSeq, a predicted model, not a curated record